AUGAAAUACGUCGUUGUGUUCCUACUCGUAUGCGUUGCUUUAGCUGCUGCUGCCCCUGCGAUAAUUGCUCCUUACGCAGCGGGUUUCGUAGCACCAUACUUUGCUCGCCCCAGGGUUGUGUUCCUACUCGUAUGCGUUGCUUUAGCUGCUGCUGCCCCUGCGAUAAUUGCUCCUUACGCAGCGGGUUUCGUAGCACCAUACUUUGCUCGCCCCAGGACCGUGGUAGCGGGACCAACAGUUGUGAACGGACUGGGCUCUCAGAUCACCUACCCUGGUUACAUUGGCACAACUUUUUUCUGA
Molecule: messenger RNA, 300 nt
Organism: Arctia plantaginis
Lineage: Eukaryota; Metazoa; Arthropoda; Insecta; Lepidoptera; Erebidae
Source: the annotation of a GenBank genome assembly